Entrophospora sp. SA101 is the source of this 1596-nucleotide messenger RNA. NCBI's taxonomy places the organism in Eukaryota, Fungi, Glomeromycota, Glomeromycetes, Entrophosporales, Entrophosporaceae. The record is from the annotation of a GenBank genome assembly.
AUGAGUUCUCAAAAUUCUUCAAGAUUAAUAGAAGAACAAGUAUCGGAACAAGGAUCAGAAAGUAACAAUGAUACCACUACUGCUUCUACUAUUAUGAAUAGUAAUGAUGAGGAUAACCAUAAUAAUUCAGUUGAAUUUUUUCCUGAUGAUAAAUUAUCAUCGUCAGCAACAAAAAUAUCAAAGGACAAAAUUGAUAAUUCACCACAAACUUCAACAUCAGCAUCAAAUAAUGAAACAAUAACCUCUGUGUCAAAAAAUAAAUGUUAUGGAGUUUUAAAUGAUAUGUUUAAAAUAAAUCUUGUUCCAAAUCUAUCAUUAAAAUCUUCUUCCAGUAACACUGCUACCACAUACACUCAUCGACUUUCAUAUAACACUAGAAAUAAUGCUUAUUAUGAAAAUAGAAAUUUGGAUGAUAUUUACAUAAGGGGGUGGGAACGUGGUGCUUUUAAAGCUGUUAAUAUGUGUCGAAAAGAGGAGAAUGAUUGGAAAAUGCAAUCGGCAAAUAUUAUAUGGAAGUUUGACUAUAGACCUACUAAAUUGGUAAUCAAUUCAAUAUCACUAAAAUUACGAUUUGCAACUUUUGAUGAAACAGCAUCAGUAAAAUGGAUGAUUCAAUUGACACCAACUAGAUCUAAUCCAAAUACAGAUUGGAUCUUAUUAGAUUAUAGUGACAAUACCAAUAAUAAUAUAUAUUGGGAAAGAAAUGAUAAUGAUGGACGUAAAGAUUUAACUGCUUUAAGAGCCUUAUUAUCAGGUGGUACAACUCAUUAUUGUUGGCAAAAAACACAAUUAUUUAGACAAGCAUUAACUAGUCCUAAUAAAGAUGAUCCCAAUAGUAGGAAUGGAAUGGCAGACGACGAUGAAAGUUUUGGGUUGGAUGUUAAAGUAGAAUUGAAGCCGCAAUUUAUUUGUGAAUUACCUUUAAAUAAUAACAAUAAUACAAUACCUUCUUAUUCCUCUCCUUUGCAGAAUAAUACUUCACAAAUCAAAAAACCAUUUAUACUUGAUGAUUUAUCAGAUAGUGAUUUUACAAUUAUUCUUGAUAAUGAUUAUGAUGGGAAUUCAAAUACUGCUACUACUUCAGAUGAUAUGGCUAUUUCAUGCAAAUACUUUAACGCAUUAAUCCAUUCACCAAUGAUUGAAUCGCAAAACCAUACACUUUUAUUGAAAGAUACUUCCUAUCAAACUAUGAAGACUAUACUUGAAUUUUUAUAUACGGGUGAACUAUCGUCAAUUAAUAAAGAUGAUGGCAAAGAUGAUAAAGCAACAACUGUACCAACAAGUGGAGUAGAACAAUGGAUUGAUUUGCUAUAUGUAGCAACAAGAUUUUUAAUCAAACCAUUAAUUCAACGAUGUGAAAAAGAACUUGGAAAAUUUGUUAAUAUGGACAAUGCUAAUGAAUUUGAACUAAUUGCUAAUGAAUGUGGUGCAGAUCAAUUAUUAACAUAUUGUAAGACACUUGAUUUCAAAUCACCAAAUUAUGGUGAUGAUGAUGAUUAUCUUUAUGCUACUUCUACUAGUAGUGUAGGUGGAAUAGUUCAUUAUCCAGAUUUUUUAAAUCUUUUUAAAUUUUAUUUAUUAAAAAUUAUUAUUUAA